GCAGGAAAAACAGCACAACGAGUUAACAAACAAAAAUUUAGCAAUGGCUGUCUCUCUUGAAGAUCGUAGGUUGUUGUUGAUGUUGUUUUCAUGGAUGUUCAUAAUGACGGGAAAGCCAGCAACAGUAGCGGGUUUAUUUCAGCCCAGUGAGUGGACACAAGCCCAUGCCACAUUUUACGGUGACGAGAGUGCCUCUGCCACAAUGGGAGGAGCGUGUGGAUAUGGAAAUUUGUUGAUAAACGGUUACGGGAAAGACACAGCAGCAUUGAGCUCUACACUGUUCAACGAUGGAUUCGCAUGUGGGACUUGUUACGAGAUAAAGUGUGUCCAAUCCAGUGCAUGCUUCUCCAAUGUGGCUUACACCACAGUGACUGCCACCAAUAUCUGCCCUCCUAAUUGGGCCGAGGCCUCUGAUAACGGAGGGUGGUGCAACCCACCACGUGCACAUUUUGACAUGUCCAAGCCCGCUUUCAUGAAAAUUGCACAGUGGAAAGCUGGAAUCGUUCCUGUUAUGUACCGAAGAGUGGCUUGCGUGAGGAGUGGGGGAUUACGAUUCUCUUUCCAAGGAAAUGGUUAUUGGUUACUGGUGUAUGUGAUGAAUGUGGGAGGAGGAGGAGACAUUGCAAACAUGUGGGUGAAAGGAAGUGGAACUGGGUGGAUCACCAUGAGCCACAAUUGGGGAGCUUCUUACCAAGCAUUUGCAACAUUGACUGGCCAAUCUCUUUCGUUUAAGGCAACUUCUUACACCACCAAAGAGACCAUAAUAGCUUGGAAUGUUGCUCCCACCAACUGGGGCGUAGGAUUAACGUAUUCCUCCGACGUCAAUUUCGGUUGAACAUCACACAUCCUUUUUACUUACUUCAUUAGACAUUCUCUUUUUCCAAUGUUUUCUGCCACAGUUCCCACUAUCACAAUUUCAUUCCUUCCACCGGUCAAAUGUUUAGAAUCGUUGAAAAUUAUGAGUUGUUUUAUUUACUCAUAUAAACAUAUGUUCCACGCACGUGUAGCUGGAUCGAACAACAAAAUCUCCUUACGUAUCUUGUUUUUCACGUCUCACUCGAUGACUCACUGCUGCUUUCUUUUUCCGAUCUUACGUUAAAGAUUUUAUACUUUUUUGCAAAUU
Messenger RNA from Vigna umbellata (rice bean), 1123 nucleotides. Its product is annotated as expansin-A18-like. Gene Ontology annotation, cellular component: extracellular region. Gene Ontology annotation, biological process: plant-type cell wall organization. Lineage: Eukaryota; Viridiplantae; Streptophyta; Magnoliopsida; Fabales; Fabaceae. The record is from RefSeq and is a predicted model, not a curated record.